Molecule: messenger RNA, 4272 nt
Organism: Echinostoma caproni
Lineage: Eukaryota; Metazoa; Platyhelminthes; Trematoda; Plagiorchiida; Echinostomatidae
Source: the annotation of a GenBank genome assembly
ACAUUGGAAGAUCAAAUUGUGCAAGCUAACCCUGUACUGGAAGCCUAUGGUAACGCGAAAACCACGCGUAACAACAACUCGUCCCGUUUCGGUAAAUUCAUCCGUAUCCACUUCGGUACUACGGGCAAAAUUGCCGGAGCUGACAUCGAGCACUAUCUGCUGGAGAAAUCCCGUGUCGUGUCUCAAAUGAAAGGCGAGCGUAACUACCACAUUUUCUACCAAUUGCUUUCUGACUAUGACAAGUUGCUUGUACAGAACGACCCCGGUCUCUACUCGUUCAUCAACCAGGGUGAAUUGACCAUUGAUGGUGUGGACGACAGCGAAGAAAUGAAGCUUUGCGAUGAAGCUUUCGAAGUCUUGGGUUUCUCUGAAGAAGAAAAGAUGUCCCUGUUCAAAUGUACCACUUCGAUCUGUAACAUGGGUGAAAUGAAGUUCAAACAACGACCUCGAGAGGAACAGGCCGAAGCCGAUGGUACUGCCGAGUGCGAGAAGGUCGCUUUCUUGCUCGGUGUGAAUGCCAAGGACUUGAUGACUUCAUUCUUGAAGCCACGUGUGAAAGUCGGUACAGAAUUCGUCACCAAGGGUCAGAACUUGAAUCAGGUCACUUACGCUGUGAGCGCUUUGGCCAAGUCCUUGUACAACCGCAUGUUCGGUUGGUUGGUCACCCGUGUGAACAAAACUUUGGACACAAAGGUGAAACGUCAAUUCUUCAUUGGUGUGCUGGAUAUUGCCGGCUUCGAGAUCUUCGUAGAGAAUGGUUUCGAACAGAUCUGUAUCAACUAUACCAACGAACGUCUCCAACAAUUCUUCAACCAUCACAUGUUCGUUCUGGAACAGGAAGAGUACAAGCGUGAGAAGAUUGAAUGGACCUUCAUCGAUUUCGGUAUGGAUUUGCAAGCCUGUAUUGAUUUGAUUGAGAAGCCUAUGGGUAUUCUGUCCAUCCUGGAAGAAGAAUGUAUCGUGCCCAAGGCCAGCGAUCAAACAUUCUUGGCGAAAUUGUAUGACAAUCAUCUUGGCAAAAGCCCCAACUUCACCAAACCCAAACCACCAAAACAAGGCCAAAAGGAAGCCCACUUCGAAUUGCACCACUACGCUGGUUCGGUGCCUUACAUCAUCACUGGCUGGCUAGAAAAGAACAAGGACCCGCUGAACGAUACUGUUGUUCAAUUGUUGGGUGGCAGCAAGGAUGCCCUGGUCGCAAGCUUGUUUAUGCCUGUCCAAGGUAUGUUUCACUAUAUGACUAUCGAGUCUCUGAAUAAACUGAUGAAGAACUUGAACAGCACCAGCCCUCACUUCAUCCGUUGCAUUGUGCCCAACGAAUUCAAACAACCUGGUGUCAUCGACGCUCACCUCAUCCUUCACCAGCUCCACUGUAAUGGUGUAUUGGAAGGUAUCCGUAUUUGCCGCAAAGGUUUCCCCAACAGAAUGAUCUACUCUGAAUUCAAACAACGAUACUCCAUUCUGGCUCCGAACGCCAUCCCAGAAGGUUUCGUUGACGGACGCCAAGUGACUGAGAAAUUGUUGGAAGCGACGCAGUUGGACAAAUCCCUCUACCAAUGCGGUAACACAAAGGUGUUCUUCAAAGCCGGUACUCUGGCUAGUCUGGAAGAUAUGCGUGAUGAGAAAUUGUCCGCUAUUAUCAGCUUGUUCCAAGCCGAGAUCCGUGGUUAUAUCAUGCGAAAACAAUACCGCAAAUUUGUCGCCCUGACUCUGAUGCAACGUAACAUCCGUAAAUAUUUGAUGCUCCGUAAUUGGCCGUGGUGGCGUCUGUACACCAAAGUGAAGCCUAUGCUGAACAUUGCCCGUCAAGAAGAAGAGAUGAAGAAAGCCGCCGAGGAGUUGGCUAAACUGAAGGAAGAAUUCGAAAAGUUAGAGAAAACCAAGAAGGAAUUGGAGGAACAGAACGUAACUGUGUUGCAACAGAAGAACGAUCUGUUCCUUCAACUGCAAACCGAACAAGACAGUUUAGCUGAAGCACAGGAAAAGAUUUCCACUUUGGUGCUUCAACGAGGUGAUUUGGAACAACGUAUCAAGGAAUUGGAAGAGCGCCUGGCUGAUGAAGAGGAUACCGCUGCCAACUUGAAUGAGAUGAAGAAGAAAUUGAACAGCGAAAUCGAGGAACUGAAGAAAGAUGUGGAAGAUUUGGAAUCCUCUUUGCAAAAAGCAGAGCAGGAGAAACAAACCAAGGACAACCAAAUUCGCACCCUACAGGGAGAGAUUGCUCAACAAGAGGAAGCAAUCGCCAAAUUGAACAAGGAGAAGAAGGCGUUGGAUGAGCAGAACAAACGCACUCAGGAAGCCCUGCAGGCCGAAGAGGACAAAGUCAAUCACUUGAACAAGCUCAAGGCCAAAUUGGAAUCCACUUUGGAUGAGGUAUGUUCCUUGCCUAAAUGUUGUAAGAUGAAAUCCAAGUUGAACUCUGAAGUGCGCAAUUUGUCUAGCGACUUAGAUUCCCUACGUGAAUCUUUGGAAGAGGAACAAUCUGGUAAAGCUGAUCUGCAACGUCAAUUGCAAAAGAUGCAAGGCGAACUGCAACAGCUCCGUAGCCGUGGCGGUGGUGGCGGUGACGUGCGCUCCGAAGAAAUGGACGAGUUGAAACGCCGUCUGAACGCCAAGAUUCAAGAACUCGAAUCCGAGCUGGAAUCGACCAAAUCCAAAUGUGGACAACUGGAAAAGACCAAAGCACGUUUGCAAGGAGAGUUGGAAGACUUGAUGGUUGAUGUAGAACGGGCCAACGGAAUGGCCAGCCAACUGGAACGUAAACAAGCCAACUUCAAUCGCACUUUGGCUGAAUGGCAAAAGAAGUUUGCCGACUCACAGGCUGAAUUGGAAAAUGCCCAACGCGAUGCCCGCACCCAAUCGACUGAGUUGUUCCGCUUGAAGGCUCAACUGGAAGAAGCCCAUGACCAGAUCGAGGGUGUCCGACGAGAGAACAAGAACUUGAGCGAUGAGAUCCACGAUCUGACUGAACAACUUGGUGAGGGUGGCCGCUCAGUGCACGAAAUCGACAAGGCUCGUCGACGAUUGGAAAUGGAGAAAGAAGAAUUACAAUCUGCCCUGGAAGAAGCUGAGAGCGCUUUGGAACAAGAGGAAGCCAAGUUGCAGCGUGCCCAAUUGGAAAUGAGCCAGGUACGCCAGGAGAUCGACCGACGUCUUGCCGAGAAAGAAGAAGAAUUCGAGGCUACACGCAAGAACCACCAGCGCGCCUUGGAGUCGCAACAGGCUAGCCUGGAAGCCGAGGCCAAGGGCAAAGCUGAAGCAUUGAAGGUCAAGAAGAAGUUGGAGCAGGAUAUCAACGAGUUGGAAGUCGCUUUGGACAGUGCGAACCGCAUGCGUGCUGAGCAGGAGAAGAACGUGAAGAAGAUGCAACAACAGGUCCUUCAAAGCCAAUUGGAAGACGAACAACGCCAACGUGACGAUAUCCGUGAACAAUUCCAAGCAGCUGAUCGUCGUGCCACAAUGUUGGCUGGCGAACUCGACGAGCUGCGAACCUCAUUGGAACAAGCUGAACGUGCCCGCAAGAUGGCCGAAUCCGAACGUGCCGAAGCCUCCGACCGUGCCACUGAAUUGUCCACUCAAAAUGCCUCGUUGUCCGCCCAGAAACGCAAGCUGGAAGCUGAUCUGGCUGCCAUGCAAGCUGAUCUUGAGGAGGCUGCAAAUGAGGCCAAACAAGCAGACGAACGUGCUAAGAAGGCCAUGGCUGACAGUGCUCGUGUGUUCGAGGAGAUCCGCCAGGAACAGGAACAUACACAACAUGUGGAGAAGGCCCGCAAACAAUUGGAGAUGCAAGUCAAAGAAUUGCAAGCUCGUCUGGAAGACAGUGAAUCUGGAGCAAUGAAGAACGGCCGCAAAGCUGUGGGUAAAUUGGAACAACGCGUCCGGGAAUUGGAAACCGAAUUGGAAGCUGAACAACGCCGCCAUGGUGAGACGCAGAAGAACCUGCGCAAGGUGGACCGACGCAUGAAGGAAAUCGCCAUGCAGGGCGAAGAGGAUAAGAAGAACCAUGAACGAAUGCAAGAAAUGGUGGAGAAACUGCAAGGAAAGAUCAUGACUUACAAACGACAGGUUGAAGAGGCUGAGGAAAUUGCUGCUAUCAAUUUGGCCAAAUACCGUAAGAUCCAGAACGAAAUUGAGGAUGCAGAAGCCCGUGCUGAUGAAGCUGAACAGGCUCUACAGAAACUCCGUGCCAAGAACCGUUCGUCUGUGUCCGCUAGUCGAGGUGUCAGCGCCGCUCCAGCCAGUGGUCCAGCUGUAAGUCAUUCACUCGUGUAA